Molecule: messenger RNA, 830 nt
Organism: Python bivittatus (Burmese python)
Lineage: Eukaryota; Metazoa; Chordata; Lepidosauria; Squamata; Pythonidae
Gene: TMEM150B
Product: transmembrane protein 150B
Cellular component (GO): plasma membrane
Source: RefSeq, a predicted model, not a curated record
UCCUGGCAUACUUUCAUUCCUUCUGCAAGAGAGGAAGCGGUGUUCCUGAACAGGGGGAAAAAACCAAAGGCUACAGUGAGCCAGUAAUUCCAGGGUGUCCUGUCACCAUGUGGCUUUGGCCACUGCUUCCUGUGUUCCUGGCUGUGGGGGGCAUAUUGGGCUUCUGGGCUGUAUUUGCCAUGGCAGUUACAAAUGGCUCCGUCAACAUCACAGAAGCAUUUCCAUAUAUCAGCACGUGUGGUGCUUUUCCACCCCAGAGUUGUGUGUUUGGACAAAUUCUUAAUCUAGGAGCCUUUUUAGGUGUGGUGAUCUGCUUUCUAAAGUACCAACAAGUCCGAGAUUAUGGCUGUCACUCCCCUCUGAAUCUAGCUGGACUUCUUUUAGGUAUUCUUUGUGCCCUCGGUGCAACAUUAGUGGGCAACUUCCAGCAAUAUAACCAACUGGAAGUCCAUUUGACAGGCGCCUUCUUGGCUUUUGUAGUUGGCAUCCUUUAUUUCUGGGUCCAGACCUUUCUGACCAACCAAGUGAAACCAAGACAUGGAGGGAGAUGGAUUGGACCACUCCGGUUCUUUCUCAGCUCUUGUGGUUCUGCCUUGAUUAUUUCUACGGUUGCUCUUUUUUUCAUGCAACUGGAUUCUGAGGCUGCCUACUGCGAAUGGGCCCUGGCCAUGGACCUCUUCCUGCUCUUUGGCCUCUUUGUGGUGGAUUUCCGGCACAUGGGGGGCUGCUCGGUCCAUGUACACCACCGGUUUGCAGAUGAGAACUCUCAGCAUGUUCAGACAUCAGUACAGACUCUUUCGCUCUGAUUCUUCUGUAACAGAAGGUGUGUC